Molecule: messenger RNA, 838 nt
Organism: Folsomia candida
Lineage: Eukaryota; Metazoa; Arthropoda; Collembola; Entomobryomorpha; Isotomidae
Product: cyclin-dependent kinases regulatory subunit
Exons: 3
Coding region: 139-432 (97 amino acids)
Biological process (GO): regulation of mitotic cell cycle
Cellular component (GO): cyclin-dependent protein kinase holoenzyme complex; SCF ubiquitin ligase complex
Molecular function (GO): cyclin-dependent protein serine/threonine kinase activator activity; protein kinase binding; ubiquitin binding
Source: RefSeq, a predicted model, not a curated record
CCAAUUUUUUUGAAUAAAUCAUCCGCCGAACAACAACUGUCCCUCGCUCAACAACAAACAAAAAUAAAUCUUCAAUCUUGAAAAUUUCGGCACAACCCAAAAAAUAAAAUUGUGAUAGUGUAAAGCAUUUUGAAAAAAAUGCCUCCUGCUGAGAUCCAGUAUUCGGAUAAGUAUUUUGAUGACAAGUAUGAGUAUCGACACGUCAUAUUACCUCCAGAUCUUGCCAAAGUCGUUCCUCGUACACAUCUCUUAACAGAAACGGAAUGGCGCAAUCUAGGUGUGCAGCAAUCUCCUGGGUGGAUUCAUUACAUGUCGCACAUUCCGGAGCCUCAUAUUCUAUUAUUCCGGCGGCGACUCCAGCCUGGUGAUAAUAAUAAUGACGCUCAGUCAACGACAACUUCAAUGGUAACUGCAACGGCUGCUGGAAACUAGGUAUCGUCGUAAUAAUGAGGAACUGACCGUUAUUACUGAUCAAGACAGCUUUAUCGAAAACUUAAUGAUCUGACUCAUUCAAGGACUUAUCGUAAUGCAUUCUACUACUGCCACAGAAAUCUAUUAUGUAAUCAAAUCAUGCGUUAGAUGACUUCAGUAAAAAUGUGAUGGGGUAAUAUAAAGUCAUUUUUUACGUUUACAGGUUUAUGUAUUUAAGUAAGUUAGGCCAAGUUCUUCUGUAUGCUAUAAAAAUGCGAAAUAUAGAUAUGAUUCAGAUGACGAUUCGUCUUGUAUAGCUUCUCAAAUAAGUCGAUAGGUACUAAAAAUGGUGCAGAGAGAAGCAUUUAAUAGGAAUUAAUACAAUAAGAGACUGGUUUAAUAAACUUAUUCAUUGACCAUGUUAUAA